This is a messenger RNA of Pseudo-nitzschia multistriata, 1643 nucleotides long. NCBI's taxonomy places the organism in Eukaryota, Bacillariophyta, Bacillariophyceae, Bacillariales, Bacillariaceae. The record is from the annotation of a GenBank genome assembly.
CUAGACAAGCAUUUUACGAGGAAUUUAGAAAAUACGUUACUUGAAUCAUUUCUACCCUCCUCUCUCUUUUGAACCUAGUUAGUCGGGAGCGCAACGACCCCCCCCCCCAAAAUAGAUAACAUUAUGAUUUCAUCGAGUACUGACAAUUCAGCUGUAACUGUCUCAGCUCCCGGCAAAGUCCUGUUGGCUGGCGGUUAUCUCGUAUUAGAAGCACCCAAUGCAGGUUUCGUCAUCGCGGCCGACAAGCGAUUUUACACGACCGUGGAUGCCGGGAGUGACAAGGGCGAUGACCACGAAACCAAGCAUCUGAUGCGCAUUCGAGUCGAGUCGCCACAGUUUCAUUCGACUUGGAAUUAUACGUAUGAAAAAUCGAAAUGCCAACUGGUCCCAUCUCCCGAAAACCAAAGCGUAAAUCCGUUUGUGGAAAAAUCUCUGAGGGUGUGCUUGAUCUAUCUUUUGCAGUCAUCAAAAUCUGCCGGUUCCGCCAUUCCAUCCUCUCUGAAUAUCCUCAUCCGAGCCGACAACGACUUUUACAGCGUCUUGCCCCAUUUGCCCGCAGACUCAAAGAAAACCCCAGCCGAAGUCGCCGCUCUUCCAAAAUUCCUCCCGUGCCCCGUCGAUCCGGACACAGGCAAGGCCAUCGUUCACAAAACUGGGCUUGGUUCUUCGGCCGCGCUGACUACCAGCUUAGUGGGAGCGCUUGUCCAUUAUUUUUCGCGGCAAUCUCCCGACGAAACGGAUCAGCUAUCGCCGAUGAUCCACAAUCUAGCGCAAAUAUGUCACUGUCACGCCCAAGGAAAGGUCGGGAGUGGAUUUGAUGUCAGUGCCGCUUGCCACGGGACCCACGUCUAUCGACGUUUUCCAAAGUGUCUCUUGCCGGAUUUGUUACAACUUCUCGACCAAUUCGAGAAGCAGCCCGAUGGAAACAAUGAACAGCACGUGCUGCUUGGUGAAACCAUUACAAAAUUGGUCGAACUUGUUCCCUGGAAAGAAGAUAUGGUCACCCCAAUCAAGCUCCCGAAUGAUUUGCAGUUGAUAUUGGCCGAUGUUCGUGGGGGAUCAGAAUCUCCGAGCAUGGCGAGGACAGUUUUGAAAUGGAAGGCAGGAAACAAGAAUAGCGAAAACGACGAAGUUCCCCACUGGUCCGCUCUGUCGAGACUGAAUCCAAAGAUUGUUGAAUCCAUGCAAUUGUUGGCAACAGACGACACAAAGAACGUCAACUACGACUCUUUAGCAAAGGCGCCCUCGUCGGAGUGGUCAUCGGACGCCGAUUCCACUCUGAUUUCACUGCGGGAUACCUUUGUCCAGAUCCGCAACGAGUUGCGAUCAAUGGGGGAAGCCGCCGACGUACCGAUCGAGCCCCCACCGCAGCAAGAACUGUGCGACGCGACAUCAAAACUACCGGGCGUUGUUACGGCAUUGGUUCCCGGGGCCGGUGGAUACGAUGCCGUGGCGUGUUUGUACAUCAAUCGACCCGAGGUUGUGAAGUCAAUUGGUGAGUUGUGGUCCUCGUGGACUUCUCCGGUCGUGUGUCCGUUGGCGGUCCGGGCCGGUGAUGAAGGACUGCGAGUGGAGAACGAAUCAGACUUCAACGAAAAGAAGAGGAAACAAAUAGAGUAGUUCAAUAAUUUUGAAAAGUGAAU